Messenger RNA from Pseudoliparis swirei, 1886 nucleotides. It is a transcript of the gene bhlhe22, whose product is annotated as basic helix-loop-helix family, member e22. The record is from RefSeq and is a predicted model, not a curated record. The coding region runs from base 125 to 925 and encodes 266 amino acids. NCBI's taxonomy places the organism in Eukaryota, Metazoa, Chordata, Actinopteri, Perciformes, Liparidae. Gene Ontology annotation, molecular function: protein dimerization activity. The transcript has a single exon.
UGCAACUUCACCACUGACACACAACUAAAGUCGUAAAGGACAAACAGAGGAACAAACUCAUAGAGGCGCGCACAGAGUUUCCAGCAGCGACCGUUGCCUGCAGAAACGCGGAAUCCUCAAGACUAUGGACAGAAGGAUGAACUUGAACGGCAGCGAGGGGGACAUUUUUCACAAAACUCUCAGCGCCGUGUCCACUAAAAAAAUUGACCCUUUCAGGUCGUCCGCCGGCAUCGAACUACCAGCCAGAGACCGCCAGUCACCGAUCAGCUGCUUUGAUCAGACCGAUCAGGACUCGAUUCAGCCGGGAGGACUGGCAGGAGGUAGAGGGGGGCCACUUGGUCUGCCGACCGGAUCUUUGUGUGUCAAUUUCGGUGAGAGCGCCAGCAGGACCUCGGCGGCGGAGAGCAGCGGCGGUGAGAGUCCCGACGAUGACAGUGACGAGAGGUGUGACAUGGUCCUUCUGACAGACGGGCGGUCAGUGGCCGUGUCGAAACCAGGAGGUAAGAAAAACAAAGAGCAGAAAUCACUGAGGCUGAACAUCAAUGCCAGAGAAAGAAGACGGAUGCACGACCUGAACGACGCGCUGGAUGAGCUCAGAGGGGUCAUCCCUUACGCGCACAGCCCGUCUGUGCGUAAACUCUCCAAAAUUGCCACUUUGCUGCUCGCCAAAAACUACAUCCUCAUGCAGGCACAGGCACUGGAAGAGAUGAGGAGGCUAGUAGCGUAUCUCAACCAGGGCCAAGCCAUCUCUGCUGCCUCGAUACCGGCCACCACUGCCCUCGCAGCUCCGGGCUUGGGCGCGUACGACCAGCCGCCUGGAUUUCCCUUCCCAGCCGGGGUAGCUGCGUCCUCCUGCCCCAAUAAAUGUGCCCUAUUCAACAACGCCACCUCCAGCCUCUGCAAACAGUGCACUGACAAGCCUUAACUGCGUCUGGCAAAGACUCAGAGAAGCACAGGGAUAUCGGACACCACCUUUAAGAACACUUUUGGAGAGAGAAACCUGUGAGGCUCCUGUUGUUGAAGUCAGUAGGCUAGAGACAAAGAAGUAAUGCCGAUGAAUACUUUUAUAAUAUUUACUAAAUGCAUUCAAAACGCGCUUUUUUGUUUAAACAAUACUUGAUUAUGUAUAUAAAUCAUCCUUUAAGUGCUGGUAUGAAUGACAGUGAAGACCAAACACAAGUACAGGCCUGAGUGUGGCUUCAAGUGUUGAGUGAGUUGUGGAUCACUUGCCCUGUUAUGGAACCUUUUGGAGAUUUGAGUGACCUGACAACCUGCGACUUUUUCACUUAAAUAGAUGGACACCUUCCUGGAGCGUUAGUCCAACUUUCUGCUGCUUCCUUAUUUAUUUUGCGGGUUUUCUUUCAUUCACCUCAGAGACACUUGCUGUUUGCUUCCUGGUGCAAGGCCUGUUUUCAUGAACUUUUCUAUUGAGCACGUGGAAUGUCAUGAACAAGGGAAAGUUAAAUGAAAUAGAUGAUAAAGAUGAAGUUAAGUCGUGUAAUCAGUCAGAUAUGUAUGUGCUAAUCCAGACACGUGUUAAUAGUUGCGCACGCCUAUUACAAUUAUUUUUUGGGGGCACUGUGAUAUAAUAAAAUGUCAGAAAACCUGAUUUAUGGUGUUUCAGGUGUUUCGGGUGUGUCUUUUGUAAUUUAUUAAUUUGGAUGGUUAUAUUGGAUAAUUUGCUUGCAUUGCACAUUGUAGUGUUUAUCUUAGUUGUAUAUUUUGAGUUUUCUCUAAGAUAAUUGAGGUUUUCAGAUGAAUCGCGUUGUCAGGUCAAGAUGUGAAUUAUUGUAGAUACUUUAGUUAUUAUAUGAGCAAAGAGGGCCAUUUGUAUGUAUUUCAGUGUUGAAAAGCUUUAUUAAAAUAUUUUGAACAGAAAUACUUCU